This is a messenger RNA of Dioszegia hungarica, 2238 nucleotides long. RefSeq lists its product as uncharacterized. The coding region runs from base 1 to 2238 and encodes 745 amino acids. The transcript is spliced from 9 exons. NCBI's taxonomy places the organism in Eukaryota, Fungi, Basidiomycota, Tremellomycetes, Tremellales, Bulleribasidiaceae. The record is from RefSeq and is a predicted model, not a curated record.
AUGGCCAGACCAUCCACACCGCCGCUUCUUGCGGCUCCAACGGCAUGGGUCACUCCGGCAUCCCCUACACGUCCAGGUCCACCCGUCAAAUUCGCUCAGGCUCAGCCGGCCGUGAUCGUCCGACCAGCGGUCGUCGUCGAGCUGACUGCGGUCAUGGACGCGCCGACGUAUACCCAGCCAGUCCCCCUCUCCGGGCAGGAUCUCAAGGAGCAGACGGAAAGGGAAGAGGAGGAGCGCAAGGAGCAGAGACGGAUAGAACAAGCUAUCGAAGCCGAGAAGCGGCGGCGAGAGCGGAGGGUCCCGCCCAUGGAUGAUGAUGAUCUCGAUGCUCUGAUACGUUCGACUCAAAAGCUCGUCAAGUCGGUACACAUUGCACCACCCGGACGUGGGCGUCCCGAGGAUGAGCUCGAUCUCAACCCCGCGGAGGAUGAGCCAUUCGCGCUCGAUAAGCUACGAAGUCAUCUCGAGAGGCUCUAUGCGAGUGUGGUGUUCUCACUGUUGACGGUGGUCAAGGAGGUGAUCAGGAUAAGGGGGUGGGAAGAUGGGGGAAAGCGGACAGCGACUGCCUUGGGGGUUUACAUUGUCGCCUGGUACCAUGGACUCAUCUUCACCACACUAUCCCUGUUCAUCACCACCCUCGUCCUCGUCCCCUCGUCUCGGUCGUACUGCUUUGGUCCCAGCCGUCACUGCGUCUCUGUACCGCUCGACCCGCCCGACCCUACCUCGAUCACCACACUUACUGUCCUCGAAGGACCCGAGCGCCCAUGGGGACCUGCAGCGUCCGAGAGGCAGGCAUCAGCCUGGGCGGAUCAGAUGGAGAGCGUUCUGAUGUCGCUCGUUGCGCCUGGCGGGGCGUCAAGCGGGAAGAGCAAGGAAGUGAUGGAGAAGGCGGAAGAGGAGGUGAACGGGGUGAUGGUCAAGGAGUAUAAACAUCACACGAAGGAUGAGCAUGGGGCGGAUGAUAUGGGCAGGACGGAGAUGGCGAAAGAGAUGUAUGGCAAGCCGGGGAUGAAGAUUAUGGGCGGACUGGUGGACAAGUGGGAGCGGAUCGCAAACGCCAUCAACCCAUGCCCGCCUUUUGUCAAGCCUUCCCGAGAUCGCGUCUUUUACAUUCUCCUUCUCCCCAUGAUCAUUGCGUUACUCGUCAUUACGCCCAAGAUGGUUUCUCGGGGGUGCGGCGCUGGCUUUGGCUUUCUCAUGUUUGGCAAGCCCGUCAUUGACUGGACCAUUGACGAGCUGGAUCGAAGGAUUCCCACUUGGCGUCGCAAGCUGAUCAUUGAGUUCAACAUCCUCGCAGACGUACCUACCAAUCCUCAGCUCGUCCUCCGACACAUGCGUGAUGCCGAACAUCAACGGCGUCCUCUCGCUCACCCGGAGCCGGAACGGAAUCUCGAGGACAGCGAGGGGGAAAGUGAGGAGGACGAGGAUGGGGGCGAGGAGGAUGGGGGGAGUGAUGAGAGAGAGGGGGGCGAGAAGAAGACGAACAAGGAGAAGAUAGGUAAGCUGGGGCAAAAGGUGAAAAAGGGUACUAGGGCAAAGGUGCGGAGGACGUGGGACAAGCUCGGGAUCUUGAAGGAGGAGAGCUUUGCUUUGAUGACUGGGCACAAAAAGGUCAAUUACGAGGAGAAGGCCAGGAACGCCAUGGACAGGCUCCACAUCUCGUCAGACUCGAAGCCCGCUUCCAAGUUGCUUGAUAAGCUUCCAGGAGUGUCCGAGGAUGACUCGCCCGAUACACCAUCCCGCUUCAACGUCAACCACGUCGGGCACGGACCCGGACAUAUCAUCAUCUACCCUCCUACCCUUCACACAUCGCCAGGCGGCAAAUUCACCCCCGCGCGCAUCUGCCUCACUGCCAUCCGCCGCGUCCCCACCUCCCAAUCCGUCUCGCUCCAUCCAGACCAGCUCGACCCGACCUCGGACCACCUCAACCCGCGGAGCAGCACCCUGUCACACGGCGAGAAGACCGACCUGGUCAUCUCCAUCAAUGAUAUCAUCGCCAUGAAGAAGACGGGACUUGGGCACAUUGCGAAAAUGACGGUUUCGUGGGCGCUGAACGUGGAGGAUGUGGGUGGGACGGGACUGGACUUGACGAUCAUCAGGAGGGUACCGGUGGAGGGUGGAAGAGGGGAGGGGAUGAUGGGUGUCGAGGAGAGGAUUGAGUUGAAGAAGAUUGUGAGGAGGGAUCAGCUGUUUGAUCGAUUGAUUGCGCUGGGCGAGCAGCGCUGGGAGCUCAUGUAA